UCUGAAACGCCCCUGGGCUGUUCGCCUUGCUCCCAUCCCUCGCCAACUUGAAGGCUCUCACCCCCAGUCGCCACCGUUGAGGCAAUCUGUCACCUCGUGUUCUUUUUGAUUAUAGAGAAGACAUGGAGUUUGUUAACAGAUUAGUUGACGUGGCAGCGAGAGCUAUGAACAACAACAUAGUGAUUGAUGUUUGCCUACUUGCUUCAUUUGCAACACUGGGAAUGAGAUCAGUGCACCAGCAAAAGGUCAUUGAGGCUCUAGAGGCCGAGAAGGAAAAUCUUAUCAAAUCCAACAAGGCCAUGAGAAAGACCAUGUGGGAUUGGAAACAACAGCUUUUCAGUGAAGCCUCAACUGAUUCUGCAUUGGUCCCCCUCACAAGGCUUCGAGCCAUCUAUGGCGAAGCCCCAACUGCUCAAUCUGCUGCCGGAGAUGCUGCGAAAUCUUCUGGCUCCGUCAAAUUUAUUGUGUGAAAUGUGCUGAGUGAUCAUGCUCUUGAGAAAUUUUGGCAGUGAAUGCCUGUUGAAUAAACUAUUUAAGAGAUAAGAAUUAUGUAAUGCUGUCAUGCCUGGUUAUUUUAAUUGGUAUUGGGAUUAUGCAAAUGUACAAAUGGGAGAAAGUGGAAGGUGGCACAGAGGGAAAAAAAACCAUCAAUGAGCGAAAUUGAAUAUGCUUGUUACCAUUUUAUUGGCGGAUGAACAAUUAAUGAACUUCUUGGAAGCUCGUUCUACUUUACCUCCAUGAUUCAUGUA
Neltuma alba is the source of this 749-nucleotide messenger RNA. RefSeq lists its product as uncharacterized. The coding region runs from base 123 to 470 and encodes 115 amino acids. The transcript has 3 exons. Lineage: Eukaryota; Viridiplantae; Streptophyta; Magnoliopsida; Fabales; Fabaceae. The record is from RefSeq and is a predicted model, not a curated record. Gene Ontology annotation, cellular component: mitochondrion.